Messenger RNA from Lepus europaeus (European hare), 478 nucleotides. Its product is annotated as small ribosomal subunit protein eS6-like. The transcript has 2 exons. The record is from RefSeq and is a predicted model, not a curated record. Lineage: Eukaryota; Metazoa; Chordata; Mammalia; Lagomorpha; Leporidae. Gene Ontology annotation, cellular component: ribosome. Gene Ontology annotation, biological process: translation. Gene Ontology annotation, molecular function: structural constituent of ribosome. Bases 1 to 450 code for a protein of 149 amino acids.
AUGAUUCUGAGACUGACUAAGCGGAAGUCGGGCCUCUUGGUUAUUGUAAAAAAAGGAGAGAAAGAUAUUCCUGGAUUGACUGAUACCACGGUGCCUCGUCGCCUGGGUCCUAAAAGAGCCAGCAGAAUUCGUAAACUUUUCAACCUCUCUAAAGAAGAUGAUGUACGCCAGUAUGUUGUAAGAAAGCCCUUAAACAAAGAAGGUAAGAAACCUAGGACCAGAGCACCCAAGAUUCAGCGUCUGGUUACUCCACGUGUCCUGCAACACAAACGCCGGCGAAUUGCUCUGAAGAAACAGCGUACUAAGAAGCACAAGGAGGAGGCUGCAGAAUAUGCUAAACUCUUGGCCAAGAGAAUGAAGGAGGCCAAAGAAAAACGCCAGGAACAGAUUGCCAAGAGACGUAGGCUGUCUUCUCUGAGAGCGUCUACUUCUAAAUCUGAGUCCAGUUAAAAAUAAGGUUUAAUAACAACAAAUAAAU